Molecule: messenger RNA, 2172 nt
Organism: Zea mays
Lineage: Eukaryota; Viridiplantae; Streptophyta; Magnoliopsida; Poales; Poaceae
Product: aspartic proteinase nepenthesin-1
Biological process (GO): proteolysis
Molecular function (GO): aspartic-type endopeptidase activity
Source: RefSeq, marked provisional
CUGGCCACAGGCAGGCAGGAGGAUCGGACGAGUCGGCGAGGAAGCUGCCUGCUUUCAGAUAGAGAGAGUUAUUAAGAUGGCGUUGCUUCGGCUGCUUGCCAUCUCCCUGCUCUUCGCAGUGGCCACUCCUGUCAGGGACAUCGCCCACGAUGCCUGCUCGUCAGAAGUGAAGGAUUUCCAGCACCUGAACAACAGCUCGGGGCUCCACCUGACGCUGCACCACCCGCAGAGCCCCUGCUCCCCGGCGCCGCUGCCCGCCGACCUCCCCUUCUCCGCGGUGCUCGCCCACGACGGCGCGCGCAUCGCGUCGCUCGCCGCGCGCCUCGCCAAGACGCCGUCCUCUCGGCCCACCUUGCUUGACGAGAGCCGCGCGGGGUCGUCGUCGUCGUCCCCCGAUGACGAGUCCCUCGCGUCCGUGCCGCUCGGCCCGGGCACGUCCGUCGGCGUCGGCAACUACGUCACCCGCAUGGGCCUCGGCACGCCGGCCAAGUCGUACGUCAUGGUCGUGGACACGGGGUCCUCGCUCACCUGGCUCCAGUGCUCCCCCUGCGUCGUGUCGUGCCACCGCCAGUCCGGCCCGGUGUUCAACCCCAAGGCGUCCAGCUCCUACGCCUCCGUGUCCUGCUCCGCGCAGCAGUGCAGCGACCUCACCACCGCCACGCUCAACCCCGCCUCCUGCUCCACCUCCAACGUCUGCAUCUACCAGGCCAGCUACGGCGACAGCUCCUUCUCGGUCGGGUAUCUGAGCAAGGACACCGUGUCGUUCGGCUCCACCAGCGUGCCCAACUUCUACUACGGCUGCGGACAAGACAACGAGGGCCUCUUCGGGCAGUCGGCGGGGCUCAUCGGCCUGGCGCGUAACAAGCUGUCGCUGCUGUACCAGCUGGCGCCGAGCAUGGGCUACUCCUUCUCCUACUGCCUCCCGACGUCGUCGUCGUCGUCCUCGGGGUACCUGUCCAUCGGCUCCUACAACCCGGGGCAGUACUCGUACACGCCCAUGGCGUCGAGCUCGCUGGACGACUCGCUCUACUUCAUCAAGAUGACCGGGAUCAAGGUCGCGGGCAAGCCGCUGUCCGUGUCGUCGUCGGCCUACUCCAGCCUGCCGACGAUCAUCGACUCCGGCACGGUGAUCACGCGCCUGCCUACGGGCGUGUACUCGGCGCUCAGCAAGGCGGUGGCGGGCGCCAUGAAGGGGACGCCCCGCGCGUCGGCGUUCUCCAUCCUGGACACGUGCUUCCAGGGCCAGGCGGCGCGGCUGCGCGUGCCCGAGGUCACCAUGGCCUUCGCCGGCGGCGCGGCGCUCAAGCUGGCCGCCAGGAACCUGCUGGUGGACGUGGACAGCGCCACCACGUGCCUGGCCUUCGCGCCCGCCCGGAGCGCCGCCAUCAUCGGGAACACGCAGCAGCAGACGUUCAGCGUCGUCUACGACGUCAAGAACAGCAAGAUCGGGUUCGCCGCCGGCGGCUGCAGCUGAGAAGCGACACCUACAUACACGCGCAUGCACAGACCGACUCGGUAACUAAAACUAAAACGAGCAGCGCAUGCAUGCAUCUACCGUCCGGUUUCGUCUGAAACCAUCAUUAAUUUCGAUCGUCCACUCCACGCACAGCAAGUUCUUUACGGACCUUGCCGCAUAUGAUAUGUACAUGGUGACAAGAUAAGGUACAGGAGAAUUGAUGAAAGAAGCGUUGCCGGCCAGUCGUCGUUGCACAAGAACAAACACAUAAAUUAAAACAUUAUUACAGGAGUAGGGUAUUUAUUGUAUUGUUCAGGCCAGAAAAAUAUGUGGAAAGUGGGUCUUUAACUUAAUUCGGAAGAAGCAUAUAGCACUCCAAAAAAAAAGAUUCAUAUUCAUCACAUAGCCAACAGAUAGCAUGUAGUAGCUGUUCAUGCAUGUAAUUCUUUGGCAAGUCCUGGUCAGGAAGUACCAUUUACUGUGUGUAGGACGAAUAAACUGAAGUGAUGUGUAUGUUUCUGAUUUCUUUCGUACUUGCAACCCGGGGCCCACGUGGUUUUUUUACUCCCUUCUAUAUGUACUGUGGAAAAUAUUGUAACCGCACAAGACACACUCCUAUGCUAUAUAUGUUGUAUGCACAAGACACACUUUGUUAACGAACAAAGAGAUCGAUGAUGCAAAUAUUUAUCACUAUAUAUAUAUAUGGCUAUUGUUAG